AUGUCUCGCGUCGUUGUCGUCGUGGGCGUGCUGCUGUUCGCGCUGGUUGCCAAGAAGUUGGUGACAUGGAGAAACAACAUCCUCACAGCGCGAAGCAGUGGCUUCGUGGUGCGCAAGUCACCCGUGCACAUGGUCGACCUGUGGUGGUUAGGACUGUAUCCCAAGCUGGUGCCAUGGCUCAACUACCUCCCUGAUGCGUGGACCAGCGGAUGGCUGCCCCUGAGCAAAAUCUUCCACCUCUGGCAUGUCGGCCACGAACCCUUCGAGCAGCUGGGAAGCGACAACAUCAUGCUCUCCUCCCCCAACGGCAACAUGCUCUGGAGCAGCGACCCAGAGACCAUCAACCAGAUCGCGAACCAGGCCAGGAACUUCCGCAAGCCCGUCGAGUACUUUAGCUUCUUCGACACGUACGGGCCCAACAUGCAGACGUCCCUCGGCGACGACUGGAAGGCCCAGCGCAAGAUCGUCGCCCCGGCUAUUGGAUCCCACUCCAAUGCAGCCAUGUGGCAGUCCUCGCUGCGUCAGGCUGAGAGACUGACGAAGCUCAUGACCGCGGAUGGCCCCGUUAUCAGCCAUAUGAAGGACCACAUGUCGGAGAUUUCACUGCAUUGCAUCGCGCAGUGCUUCUUUAACAAAGACCUUGAGUAUGAGACCGUUGAGGAGUUUCCCACGCGAGAGCUGCCGGAGGGGCGGUUCAAGUUCGUGGAGUCCAUGUUCACUACCAUCGACAAGAUCGGUAUCAUAGAUUCGAUCCCUAAGUCGAUUCGCGCGUACAUCCCCAUGAAAAGCAUCAAACGAGCUGACAAAGCCUACUACGAUCUCCAUAGUCAUAUGACGGAGAUGUGCGACGAGGCGCUCAAAAAGGAUGCAAAUGAAAAAGACCGGAAAGACUCAGACAUGAGCAUCAUGGACACCCUAAUCGCCAGCACGCGGGCCGAGUCCCUCGAAAAGAACGGCAAAGUCAUGGACCGCGAGACAUUGACGGGCAACGUCUUCUUCUUCCUGCUCUCCGGCCACGGCACCGCAGGCAACACUUUAGGCUUCCUAAUGUUCCUCCUCGCCAUCCGCCAGGACAUCCAAGCAGAGCUGCACACCCACCUCGACGCCGAGCUCACCGGCAAGCCCCUAAACACCUGGUCCGUCACCGGCGAAUUCAUGCGCCUCUACAACGGCUACACAGGCGCCGUCCUCAAAGAAGCAAUGCGCCUGUACAACGUCGUAGAAUUCAUCCCCCGGCGCUGCACCGCGGAAGCAAACGUCACCGACCUCGACGGCAACCGCUUCACCAUCCCCCGCGACACGCUCUGCCUGCUAAACUUCACAGCCGCCUUCCGCCACCCUAAAAUCUGGCCUGCGAAACCCUCCGCCAUAGACCCUGCGACGGGAAAGUACCAUCCCAUGCUGGACUUUGAUCCCAGCCGGUGGGACAGCUACGCGGACAAGAUCACCAAGCCGUCUGAGGUCGGGCUACGCACGUACUUCCCCUUCGGGCUCGGCGGGCGGGCGUGUCUGGGGAAGAGCCUCGGGUCCAUCAUGAUGGUGGGCGUGCUAGCGUACAUAUUUACGAACUUUACCAUUGAGCUGGUGCCGUCGCGGGAGGUGGAAGAGGAGGCGAAGCGGACGGGUGCAGACGAGAAGUGGGUUGAGGAGCGGACGCGGGAGGCGGCGUUGCGGAUGCUGGUGGAUGAGGUCGAGUGCAAUUUGUUGAUUGAGCUGCGGAAGGAGCUGCCGGUAAGGUUGGUGCCGCGGAAGAAGGUGUAG
Didymosphaeria variabile is the source of this 1761-nucleotide messenger RNA. RefSeq lists its product as uncharacterized. The coding region runs from base 1 to 1761 and encodes 586 amino acids. The record is from RefSeq and is a predicted model, not a curated record. Gene Ontology annotation, molecular function: iron ion binding; heme binding; monooxygenase activity. NCBI's taxonomy places the organism in Eukaryota, Fungi, Ascomycota, Dothideomycetes, Pleosporales, Didymosphaeriaceae. The transcript has 5 exons.